ACUGGCCCAUAUCGACGACAUCUUGACUUUUGCGAUUCCCUCGCUUUGAUUUUGAUCCAAGGUGCUUUCCAACAGCUGCUGCGAAUACAUCUCCUCGACAUUGCCCUAGAUAGGGCCAACAUACCGUCACCAUGUCUGCCAGCGCAUACGACCGACACAUCACCAUCUUUGCCGACAAUGGUCGUCUGUACCAAGUCGAAUAUGCCUUCAAGGCAAUCACAGCCGCAAACAUCAUGUCCGUAGGCCUGCGAGGCAAGGACUGCGCCGUUGUCUUGUCACAGAAGAAGGUUCCCGAUAAACUGAUCGACCCCUCAUCUGUCUCCCACAUCUUCCAAAUCUCGCCCUCUGUGGGAUGUGUCAUCACAGGCUCUAUUGCGGACGCCAGAGCAUUUUCCCAGCGUGCUCAAUCAGAAGCUGCAGAGUUCCGAUACAAAUAUGGUUAUGAGAUGCCAGCCGAUGUCCUGGCCAAGCGACUGGCCAACAUCAGCCAAGUGUAUACCCAGCGUGCUUACAUGCGACCCUACGGUGUUGCCACCACAAUCAUCAGCCUAGACGAAGAGCGGGGGCCCCAGCUGUUCAAGUGCGACCCGGCCGGAUAUUUUAUCGGUUACAAGGGCACUGCCGCCGGACCCAAACAACAGGAGGCUAUGAACCACCUGGAGAAGAAGCUGCGAAACAAGGAGCAUGCUGAGGGAUCCUGGGAAGAGGUUGUCGAGCUGGCCAUCACAACUCUGAGCACAGUUCUCAGCAUGGACUUCAAGAAGGGAGAGAUUGAGAUUGGCAUUGUCGGCGGCCCUCGGGCGGAUGGCAAAGAGGGCACAGAGCCAGGCUUUAGAAAGCUCACCGAGGAUGAGAUUGAGGAGAGAUUACAAGCCAUUGCUGAGAAGGAUUAGUAAAUCGUAUAGAUGGGUUAAUGAAGCAACGUUAGAGACGUCAAUUUCUGCCG
Molecule: messenger RNA, 946 nt
Organism: Trichoderma virens Gv29-8
Lineage: Eukaryota; Fungi; Ascomycota; Sordariomycetes; Hypocreales; Hypocreaceae
Exons: 5
Coding region: 132-893 (253 amino acids)
Biological process (GO): ubiquitin-dependent protein catabolic process
Cellular component (GO): cytosol; nucleus; proteasome core complex
Source: RefSeq, a predicted model, not a curated record